This is a messenger RNA of Dermochelys coriacea (leatherback sea turtle), 3188 nucleotides long. RefSeq names its product parathyroid hormone/parathyroid hormone-related peptide receptor-like. Lineage: Eukaryota; Metazoa; Chordata; Testudines; Dermochelyidae. Gene Ontology annotation, molecular function: G protein-coupled peptide receptor activity; peptide hormone binding; parathyroid hormone receptor activity. The record is from RefSeq and is a predicted model, not a curated record. Gene Ontology annotation, cellular component: plasma membrane. The transcript has 14 exons. Gene Ontology annotation, biological process: adenylate cyclase-modulating G protein-coupled receptor signaling pathway; cell surface receptor signaling pathway. Bases 1 to 1653 code for a protein of 550 amino acids.
AUGGCGGGGUCUGGCUACACUUCACACCAAGGUGUGGUCUUCACUCCAGUUAACAUAGCAGUGAAGACAGGAACUCAGGUUGACACGGACGACGUUCUCACCAAGGAAGAACAGAUUUAUCUGCUGGGUGAAGCGAAGGAGAAAUGUCAAACAAAUGUCAACGCCCAGCUGGAGAAAAUCAAAGAUGCCAGCUGCUUACCGGAAUGGGACGGAAUUAUUUGCUGGCCCGAGGGCUCCCCAAGCCAACAGGUGUCGGUCCCGUGCCCAGAGUACAUCUACGACUUCAACCAUAAAGGCCACGCCUACAGACACUGUGAUGCCUAUGGGAAUUGGGAGCUAGCGCUCAACCUCAACAAGACGUGGGCGAACUACACUGAAUGCACUGAGUUUCUCACCCCUGAGCGCCGGAGCCGAGAGAAGGAGGUGUUUGACCGCCUGCACAUGAUGUACACCAUCGGUUACUCCAUCUCCCUGGCCUCCCUCAUCGUUGCCAUGUGCAUCCUCUGCUACUUCAAGCACCUGCACUGUACACGGAACUACAUCCACAUUCACCUCUUUGCCUCCUUCAUCUGCCGGGCUGCCAGCAUCUUCGUGAAGGACAUGGUGCUUUACUCCGGCUGGCUGCCCGAGGAGCUGGAGAAGAUGCGAGUGGAUGAUUUAAAGGGCGAGUUGGGCCCCUUUCUGGGACACCGGACCCAGCUGGUGGGCUGCAAGGUGGUUGUGACACUUUUCCUUUAUUUCCUGGCCACCAACCACUACUGGAUUCUGGUGGAGGGGCUCUACCUGCACAGCUUGAUCUUCAUGGCCUUCCUCUCCAACAAGAACUACCUGUGGGUCCUCACCAUCAUUGGCUGGGGUCUCCCUGCUGUAUUUGUGUCUGUUUGGGCCAGUGUCAGGGCCUCCCUGGCGGAUACACAAUGCUGGGACCUCAGCGCUGGGAAUAUGAAGUGGAUUUAUCAAGUCCCUAUCUUAGCAGCCAUCGUGGUGAAUUUCGUCCUCUUCCUCAACAUUGUGCGGGUUCUGGCGUCGAAGCUCUGGGAGACAAACACGGGGAAGCUAGACCCUCGGCAGCAGUACAGGAAGUUGCUGAAAUCUACCCUGGUGCUGAUGCCACUCUUUGGGGUCCAUUACGUGGUGUUCAUGGCAAUGCCCUACACUGAAGUCUCCGGCGUCUUAUGGCAAAUACAGAUGCACUACGAGAUGCUGUUCAACUCCUCGCAGGGUUUCUUUGUGGCUUUUAUCUAUUGCUUUUGCAAUGGGGAGGUGCAGGCGGAGAUUAAGAAAGCCCGUUUCCGGAGGAGCCUGGCGCUGAACUUCAAGCAGAAAACACGAGUCACCAGCGCAGGGGGGAGCUGCUAUUAUGGUGGGCUGGUGUCACACACCACCAAUAGCGUCAGCACGAGCAUCACUGGACGGGGGGGAGCAGGGGCAGGGAUGCAGCAGAGUGCCAAGCACCAGGUCCUGCCACUGUCCCCACACACCAGCCUGCUGGGAUAUAUCCCGAGCUCCUCUGCUUCCGACAACUCUGUGCCCUCCCCAACCCAAGAGAUUUCCAAGAAGGCCCCUGGGGAGAACGCCAAGGACCUUGUGUGUUUCCCAGACCUGGGUCAAAGUCAUUCCAGCCUUAGUAAAGAGGUGGAGACUAUGCUAUGAAGAGAGCAAGCAUGUCUCCAACCAGACCCUCCAGACGGGUCUGGAAAGAGUUUGUAGUGUCACGUGGCUGCCAAAAGGAUGACUGUAGUUUUGGGCUGUCUAUGAACAGGCAUUAUGCCAAGCAGAAUGGUUGCGAUGGUCCCUCUGUCUGUAGCUCUGUUGUGACUGAACCUGGAGUACAAGGUUCACUGCUAGGCAACAUGCUACCACAUAAAAAUGUGGGGAAAUUAGAUGGUCAAAGAAGAGCAAGAGAAAUGAUUAAGGGAUUGACAAAUGAGAAAAGAUGUAAAGAGCUCAAACUGGACAGCUUAGCUAAGAGGCAACGUGGGGACGGGAAUCUGCUGGUUUGGGGCCAUAGGGCCUAAAGAGGUAGUCCUCUUCUGCACUGUACUUUUAACUUUAGGCACAAAUAGGCCCCUUGAAAUCCACUGAACUACUGUGAUUUUAAAGGGAAAUGUGUUUAAAUGCUUUGCUGGUUCAGGGCCUUUGAGAGCAAAUUAGUAAAGCCUGGUCAUUCCCCACCAUGUUGGUUUUCAGAGGAACGAUUGACAGGGUGGAGGGUAAUCCCAGAACAUUUGGUAGCUAAGUUUCACAUGACAAAACUCAAAGCAAGGAGGCAGCAGGUUGUCAGCUCAAGCCCACAAACAAGGGCAGUCAGACAGGUCAGUCCGGUGGAAUGGAUGUGGCUUGGACCAUCGUGCAGGCCAAUGAGCUGUGCACUGUUACGCUGCAAGCUGGAGCGUGCUUGGGGAGGAGAGCAGUAUCAGUCUUUCAGCCGACCCAAGUGAGCAGUGGGUUAUGCUGAAUGGUGAUUCCCCCCCCCCCCCCGCUCCUCCAACUGACAUGCUAGUAAUGGCGAGUGCUGUGGGCGCUGCUCCGGGGAUGAAAGCCCACAUUCUCACCCAGAAGCUUUCAUUAAAACCAGGCACAAAAUAGUGACUCCUUUAGUGCUUUCUAUUAUGAAGAGGCAGUGUGGUCUAGUGGGUAGGGCACUGCACUAGGAGUCAAGAGAUGGGGUUAUGUUCGCAUCUCGGCCACUGACUUGCUGCUGGCUGAUCCUGAGCAAGUCGCUCCCUCUCCCCUGUGCCUUUUCCCCUCUGUCUAGUCUAUUUGGACUGCAAAAUCGCUGGGGCAGGGAGUCUCUGUGUUUCUACUGUGGGACGCUGAUCACUGUUGGGGGCCUCUAUCUAUCACCAGCAUAUAAAUACAUAACUGAUCUGGGCCCUCUUCUAAUGCAGUUAAUUGCCCCGUCUUGCUAAAUGACACUUGCUGAUUCAGUUGGACACAGGAACGUUCUUUCCUUGCUGUGUAUGUCAUCACUGUUCCAUCCUGCCUGUGGUGGCCCAUCAGCAGUAAUUCCUUACCUGUCUCCCAAGCGAUGAGGGGAGGUUCAAUUAAUGACAGCAACGGCACACAGUGCUUCGAGAUGCUUCGAUGAGAGGUGGUCCAUUUUAUUCUUGCUGCACAAGUGGAAUAAUGGGGCCUAUUUUCAUGAGUGCUAAGCAACCACAACUACAGUUAAAGGGUCAAAGUUU